AUGGGCGCCAUGGUGGACACGCUCCCCGCCAAGGAGCAGGCCGAGUGGAACACUGUUCUGGACGGUGAGAUGGAGGCUGCCUUCAAGCGGCUGGGAGCUGGGCUCCAGACCGAGGACGUGCAGCUGGCGGCGAAGGCCCCCGCUGCGCAGAAGUCCUCGAACUUCAGCCGCACACUCCUGGCCUUUGUCGUGAGCUUUAGCAUGCCUGUGGCUGGCAUGUACGUCUACCGUGCCAUCAAGCAGGUGCCUGGCACCGACCUUGACGCGCGAUUCCUCGCUGCGGACGGCGAAGCGUGA
Symbiodinium natans is the source of this 297-nucleotide messenger RNA. The record is from the annotation of a GenBank genome assembly. Lineage: Eukaryota; Dinophyceae; Suessiales; Symbiodiniaceae.